Molecule: messenger RNA, 1225 nt
Organism: Ochotona princeps (American pika)
Lineage: Eukaryota; Metazoa; Chordata; Mammalia; Lagomorpha; Ochotonidae
Product: F-box only protein 44
Exons: 6
Coding region: 10-912 (300 amino acids)
Biological process (GO): SCF-dependent proteasomal ubiquitin-dependent protein catabolic process; glycoprotein catabolic process
Cellular component (GO): SCF ubiquitin ligase complex; cytoplasm
Molecular function (GO): protein binding; ubiquitin protein ligase activity
Source: RefSeq, a predicted model, not a curated record
UUCCGCUCAAUGGAGGAGGGGGAGGGAACAUCCGGAGCGCUGGUAGUGGCGGCGACGCGGGUAGGAGUGUCUAGGUCAGGCGGAGGGUGCGGGGCGCACGGGGGUAGGAGGCUCCUUCGGGUAUCCACGCCAGCCUCUGGAGUCAUGGCUGUGGGCAACAUCAACGAGCUGCCCGAGAAUAUCUUGCUGGAGCUCUUCACGCACGUGCCUGCCCGCCAGCUGCUGCUGCGCUGCCGCCCUGUCUGCAGCCUCUGGCGAGACCUCAUCGACCUCACCACCCUUUGGAAGCGCAAGUGCCUCCGCGAGGGCUUCAUUACCGAGGACUGGGACCAGCCUGUGGCCGACUGGAAGAUCUUCUACUUCCUGCGAAGCCUGCACAGGAACCUGCUACACAACCCGUGCGCGGAAGAGGGCUUUGAGUUCUGGAGCCUGGACGUGAAUGGAGGCGACGAGUGGAAGGUGGAGGAUCUGUCCAAAGACCAGAGGAAGGAGUUCCCCAAUGACAAGGUCAAGAAAUACUUCGUGACUUCAUAUUACACCUGCCUCAAGUCCCAGGUGGUGGACCUCAAGGCCGAAGGGUAUUGGGAGGAGCUGAUGGACACCACGCGGCCAGACAUCGAGGUCAAGGACUGGUUCGCAGCCAGGCCAGACUGCGGGUCCAAGUACCAGCUAUGCGUUCAGCUCCUGUCAUCGGCACACGCCCCUCUGGGGACCUUCCAGCCAGAUCCAGCGACGAUCCAGCAGAAGAGCGAUGCCAAGUGGAGGGAGGUCUCGCACACGUUUUCCAACUACCCACCCGGCGUCCGCUACAUCUGGUUUCAGCACGGCGGCGUGGACACUCACUACUGGGCCGGCUGGUACGGCCCGAGGGUCACCAACAGCAGCAUCACCAUCGGGCCCCCGCUGCCCUGACUUCCCCUGAGUCCCCAUCCACCGAACCCUGACUGGUAGACUGCUGUCGCAGAAGGGGAGCCAGACGACCCCACCCCCUCAGUCUGUCUGAGCCCCCAGUUGCCUUGUCUUUCAGGGCCUUUGGCCUGGGCAGCCCUUGUGUGCUGUGGAACCCACUGGUGGCAGGGGCCUGUGUGAGUCCCUCUGAGAGAUGGAGCAUGCAGUUCAGGGGGUGCAGGGGAUCCCCCCCAGCCCUUCCAGCCCCAUGAGUGGGUCUCCAAAUUUAAUGCCAACUCGGAGCGUGUGUCUGUACCUUCCCCUUCCGGGAUCUCUC